CGCAUUUUCGCGACGCCAUCGGGAGACUGCGGGUUGGUUUUCACCGCCCUUCUCCCCGAUGAAGAUUCUCAUCGUGAAUGGGUUUGCCAAUGCCAAUCAUGAGCGAUAUCUUCACUUCAAGCACCUGGUCAUGCAAGCCCUACGUUCCAUCGAAAAGCUCGACGUCACAGGCAUCACGAUUGUGGAAAAACAUCGCAGUGGCCUUGCCGACUACAUCUUUGAACUCCACACAGACAACGCCGAUCCUGCAGCCAUUACACGGUUCGACGGACUCGACUUUGUCUUUCUCGACGGCGAUUGCACCAUCCCUCCGUGGCAUCCAGGCUACAAGAAGGUGUGCACCCUCGUCAAAAUGUGCAUGAUGACUGGGAAGUGUCUCUUUGGCGCCAACUUUGCAGCGUCUGUCUUGGCGUAUUUGUGCUCGACGGGAGGGGAAAUGAUCCAUGCCCUCAACGGGAAUGGCCGCGGCGCCCCGUUGAAGAAUGUCCAGUCGAUUCCGGCCCCCGUCGACGACGACUUCCUGCCGCAUGCCGUGAUCUUGGACAGCGACACUGGGGAUUACUACACGUACAAUGCUGGCCGACUGGAAUGGGAGCCCAAAGGCAACACGGGUUUGGUGGUCCACUCCAGCGAUCGCGAUCGAGAUUUCGGGGCCCGGCCCAACUCUGCGAGGGCCGGCACACGCCGUCGCGACGGCAAGCUCGAUUCAACAUGCUGUCGCUUGGCCGACUUGAAGUGCUGCGGCCGAUUGGAGAUGCAACACCACGUUUACCUCAACGGUCUUCGCCACGGGCAAUUCAUUGUCAACUGCGCGAGCAAGUGGGACUUGGAUGAGCGCAUCACGAGCACGAGUGGAAACAAAUACACGGUGUUUGUCGACAGCCCGCGCGGUCCGCUCCUCAUCGAGUUUGGCAACGCCCUCUGCGCACACUUUUCCAUCGCCCACGACUACCCCGAAACAACCGUGAUCCUUCAGAACUUUGUCGAGUCCAAAUUUGAACAGAUCAAGCUGCACGAGCACGUGGACCGGAGCUACAUGUCGUCGGUGUCCGGGAUGGUCGCGACGACCGGAGGAUCCGGGCCUCCGAAACACAUCGCAAGCUUGUCUGCAAACUUUGAGCCGUCGAUCCCACCGCCCAAGUUGGAUGGAACGGUCAAAGGCAAAAACUCCCCGAAAAAGUGCCGCCCGCUGUCCGCCGCGUCGACCGUCCUUAAACCAAAGAUCAGGCCUCACUCCGCAACGCCAACCAUGCUGUCGAAGCACGUUCAUACGAAACGAGUGGCCGCCUCGGACGACGUGGAUGGCUCCGACAACCAAAGGGAAGUUCACGUCACACCAUCCCAUGACUUGGUCGACUGCAAGAAUCCCGCGACGAUGCCGGCGGCAAUCUCGACCACAAAGUUCGACCCAACCGUAGCGGAGGACGCGUUUAGGCCGCCCAAAGCAAAAGGCACGGUCAAACUUUGCCGAGUCGGCGACCCCCACAAGCCAUACUGUGCCUACCAUCGCUUUCAAAAGAUGGGGCAGCCUGGGGGUGGUGCAUACUACUCCGUCGUGAACGACGCGCCGUAUGUGGGGCCAUUUGAAAAACGCGUUGUCGAAGGCGAGAAAAGCAAGCUGCGGUGGAUGGCGGGCCCGUUUCGAACCACGUUUGGGAAAGCGUCAACGCACGUUCACCCGGCAGAAGGGAUUCUGGGGGGCAAGUACCCCUACGACGUUCGCAAUAUUCCUGCACAUGUCCUCGAGCCAGCACGUAAUCACGACCACCCCAAGCCAAAGCCCAAGAUCAAACCUAAGCGAAUAAUAUCAUGACGGUACCCGUGCCUUGGUCAG
Messenger RNA from Aphanomyces invadans, 1834 nucleotides. RefSeq lists its product as hypothetical. Bases 59 to 1813 code for a protein of 584 amino acids. The record is from RefSeq and is a predicted model, not a curated record. The transcript has 9 exons. Lineage: Eukaryota; Oomycota; Saprolegniomycetes; Saprolegniales; Verrucalvaceae.